Molecule: messenger RNA, 2992 nt
Organism: Hemibagrus wyckioides
Lineage: Eukaryota; Metazoa; Chordata; Actinopteri; Siluriformes; Bagridae
Product: tumor necrosis factor receptor superfamily member 5-like
Exons: 7
Coding region: 168-1103 (311 amino acids)
Biological process (GO): inflammatory response; immune response; TRIF-dependent toll-like receptor signaling pathway
Cellular component (GO): CD40 receptor complex; external side of plasma membrane; membrane
Molecular function (GO): transmembrane signaling receptor activity; antigen binding; CD154 receptor binding
Source: RefSeq, a predicted model, not a curated record
GCAGUGAGUGAGACAGAGGAAGUGACAGCGACAGCCUGAAGCAUGUAAACUGCUACAAACUCUGGCACAAAGAAACAGCGUCAACAACAGAGCUUUAGGGAACUUCGAGGCGACUCGCUUUACAUUUUUAAACUCAAACACCGUGAUACCGGUCAGAACUUUGAGCAAUGACUUGCGGCCCAGACGAAUACAAUCGCGGUGACCACUGCUGCAAAAAAUGCCCAAAAGGGACCCAUGUGUCAUCUGAAUGUAACAGAACUUCAGAAACGAAGUGUCAGUCGUGUUCGAGGGGCUUCUACAUGAACAUGGUUAAUUAUGUAGAUAAGUGUUUUCAGUGUAAAUCCUGUAUCUCAAGCUAUCAUCUGGAGAUGUCAGAGACCUGCACGAAUGAAAGUGACACAAAAUGCAAGUGUAUGGAGGGCUUCUACUGUACCAAAACAUCUAGCGUAUUAAAAAACGACUGCGAAAGCUGUAAAGCGGUCAGCCCCUGCCCACCAGGACACGGAGUUUCUGUUCCCCAUAACAGCACUCAUGACGCAAUGUGUACGCCCUGUCCACAAGGAACCUUCAACAACAAGACUGAUUAUUUCACAACUUGUCAAAAUCACACCAGGUGUUCGGAUCUGGGUCGGGAAUUAUUAUCAGAAGGAACGGCAGAAACAGAUGCUAAAUGUGGAGAUUUCAUGACUCGUUGUCACUGGAUGGUUCCUGCUGGUUUGUGGGCGGGGCUAGUCCUGACAAUCCUCCUUGUUUUUAUUGGGUUUCUCUGUCUGAGGUGUAAGAAAAGAAGAAGGAAAGUGGUGAUUACGUUGGAGAGUACACAGACGUUCAUCCCGCCAGCUCUUCCUCCAGACGUCAUCAAGUAUCCGAGAAGCCCAGAGUCAGAAACACACACCCACAACAGUAAGGACACACACACACACACACUCUCUCUGUCUCAGUGUGUACAGUCUACAGGACACGCCCCCUACACAGGGUACAACACAGUGGUGUCCAGCCUACUGCACUACUGUCCAGUGGAACACCAUUUAAUGUCCAGCUACAGAAAAGGAGGAACACAGUAUUCUAGUUGUACAUUAUGUCUCUAUAUUCACCAGGAGUAAAUUAUUGGCACCCUCGAGUGUGAUUGGUCUCGUACUCAGUGAUUCAAAUACACAAGAAUGGGGGGGGGGGCAUGCAGAUUUAGAUGUCCAGAGUUUUUUGAAACGCAAAAAUAGUGGGCGUUGGUCAAGCGCAGCAUUGUCAUCACGCCUCAAAACACAAAAACUGAGCAAUCAGGGAAAAUUUACAGACUUUACAAUGAUGGACUGAUAUACAGGAAACAGGAACUGUCUAGAAUUCUGGGAAUAGAAGGAUACUGACCUUCCCAGAUUCCCGCACACUCUGAGUCACACAGUCACACAGAACAUCUUCACAGUUUCACUGGAACUCAGAGUCCCUGUUCCAGCAUGACCAUGCUCCUGUGUACAAUCAGCUCUAUGAAGAACUGGAGUGUCCUGCACAGAGCCCUGACCCGGACUCAGUCCCACUCAGCACCUUCAGGAUGAACUGGAACUGGAGUCUGAUCUCACUAAUGCUCUUGUAGCCGAAAGAUCACUAAUCCCCACAGACACGAUCCAACACCAGAAAGAAAGAAAGAAAGAAAGAAAGAAAGAAAGAAAGAAAGAAAGAAAGAAAGAAAGGAAGGAAGGAAGGAAGGAAGGAAGGAAGGAAGGAAGGAAGAAAAAAGAGAGGUAGGAAGGAACAAAAGGAAAGAAAGAAUCCCACUUUUCACUGGACUCCUCUGAGUAUAAGGUCACUAAUGCUCCUGGAUCUGAAUGGUCACUAAUCCCCAUUGCUAUGAUCAGUCACCCUGUGGAGAAGCUGUAUAAAGAGAGGAGAGGAGAGACUGAUUAGAGGUGUAUAAAGAGAGGAGAGACUGAUUAGAGGUGUAUAAAGAGAGGAGAGACUGAUUAGAGGUGUAUAAAGAGAGGAGAGGAGAGACUGAUUAGAGGUGUAUAAAGAGAGGAGAGACUGAUUAGAGGUGUAUAAAGAGAGGAGAGGAGUGACUGAUUAGAGGUGUAUAAAGAGAGGAGAGACUGAUUAAAGGUGUAUAAAGAGAGGAGAGGAAAGACUGAUUAGAGGUGUAUAAAGAGAGGAGAGGAGAGACUGAUUAGAGGUGUAUAAAGAGAGGAGAGACUGAUUAGAGGUGUAUAAAGAGAGGAGAGGAGAGACUGAUUAGAGGUGUAUAAAGAGAGGAGAGACUGAUUAGAGGUGUAUAAAGAGAGGAGAGACUGAUUAGAGAUGUAUAAAGAGAGGAGAGGAGAGACUGUUUAGAGGUGUAUAAAGAGAGGAGAGACUGAUUAGAGGUGUAUAAAGAGAGGAGAGACUGAUUAGAGAUGUAUAAAGAGAGGAGAGGAGAGACGGAUUAGAGGUGUAUAAAGAGAGGAGAGACUGAUUAGAGAUGUAUAAAGAGAGGAGAGGAGAGACUGAUUAGAGGUGUAUAAAGAGAGUAGAGACUGAUUAGAGAUGUAUAAAGAGAGGAGAGGAGAGACUGAUUAGAGGUGUAUAAAGAGAGUAGAGACUGAUUAGAGGUGUAUAAAGAGAGGAGAGACUGAUUAGAGAUGUAUAAAGAGAGGAGAGGAGAGACUGAUUAGAGGUGUAUAAAGAGAGGAGAGACUGAUUAGAGGUGUAUAAAGAGAGGAGAGACUGAUUAGAGGUGUAUAAAGAGAGGAGAGGAGAGACUGAUUAGAGAUGUAUAAAGAGAGGAGAGACUGAUUAGAGAUGUAUAAAGAGAGGAGAGGAGAGACUGAUUAGAGAUGUAUAAAGAGAGGAGAGGAGAGACUGAUUAGAGAUGUAUAAAGAGAGGAGAGGAGAGACUGAUUAGAGGUGUAUAAAGAGAGGAGAGACUGAUUAGAGAUGUAUAAAGAGAGGAGAGGAGAGACUGAUUAGAGGUGUAUAAAGAGAGGAGAGACUGAUUAGAGGUGUAUAAAGAGAGGAGAGGAGAGACUGA